Nothobranchius furzeri (turquoise killifish) is the source of this 1378-nucleotide messenger RNA. RefSeq names its product cytosolic 5'-nucleotidase 3. The record is from RefSeq and is a predicted model, not a curated record. Gene Ontology annotation, molecular function: magnesium ion binding; 5'-nucleotidase activity. Gene Ontology annotation, cellular component: cytoplasm. Lineage: Eukaryota; Metazoa; Chordata; Actinopteri; Cyprinodontiformes; Nothobranchiidae.
GACGCUCCAGGAAGUAAUCAACAUGUCGUUUUAGCCUAGUCCUGCUCAAACCGGCUUCUCAAGGAUCUGUUUUUGUCUAAAUAACUUAACAUCAAAGCAGAACCUCAAAAAUGGUCCCAGAGCUGUCCAACUCUUCUGUGUGUAUGAAGGACCCUCAGCGGGUUCAACAGAUCAUGCAGUCCAUCCGAAAGGCUGGCUCCAACACCCUGCAGGUGAUUUCAGACUUUGACAUGACUUUAACAAGAUUUUCUCACAAUGGAAAACGCUGCCCAACCUGCCACAAUAUUCUGGACAACAGCAAAGCCAUCUCCACUGAAUGUAGAGAAAAGCUCGAUACUCUUCUGAAGACAUAUUAUCCUAUAGAGAUCGACACAUCACUGUCAGUGGAGGAGAAGCUGCCGUUAAUGGUGGAGUGGUGGACCAAAGCUCACGAUCUCUUAGUUGAACAGAGAAUCAGGAAAGACCAGCUGGCUGAGGCGGUGCGUGAGUCUGACGCCAUGCUGAGGGAGGGCUACCCGCUCUUCUUUGACCACCUACAUGAGCACAGCAUCCCUUUGCUCAUCUUCUCUGCCGGAAUCGGAGACAUCCUGGAAGAGGUGAUCCGACAAGCUGGUGUCUUCCACUCCAACGUCAACGUCUUCUCCAACUACAUGGACUUUGACGAGUCUGGGGUGUUGAGGGCCUUUAAAGGCGAGCUGAUUCACAUCUACAAUAAAAGGGAAGGUGCGCUGCUCAACACGGGCCACUUCCAGGAGCUCCGGACUCGGCCCAAUGUCCUGCUGCUAGGGGACUCUCUAGGGGAUCUGAACAUGGCUGACGGAGUUCAGGACAUGGAGAAUAUCCUAAAGAUUGGGUUCCUUAAUGACAAGGUGGAGGAACGGAAACAAGCCUACCUGGACUCGUAUGACAUUGUGUUGAUAAAAGAUGAAACCUUGGAAGUUCCUAAUGCCAUCGUCCUCUACCUCACUGGAAACAAGUGAACUGUUAGUUGUCCCGCGUGCGCCAGCGUCUCUGGGACCAUCCGAGCACUUAGGGAGGGAGCAGCCAACGUUUUUAUCAUCCUAAAACUCACACUUACCUGAACGGGUCUGUGGUGAUCCCAGGUUGUCCCGACCAGCUGCUGUGCUUUAGGACCAGGAUGUUGGUGCAGCCAAAUAUCCUCUAUCAUGGUUUAUACGUUUUUUAAAUCACUGUUUGCUUCUGCCACACUUUUCUGCACCGAUUUGGUAUCAAGUUUAAGGGAUCUAAGGCAUUUGUUCAUUUUCUGACCCGCUUGCUGCUGUUAUUCAUCCACCGUCACAAAUAUUUACCUUCUACAAACCAGGUUCUCCCUGUUUGUUAGUUUUUUAAAUCUGUUUAAUAAACUCUGUGCAAUAAA